Messenger RNA from Thlaspi arvense, 756 nucleotides. The record is from the annotation of a GenBank genome assembly. NCBI's taxonomy places the organism in Eukaryota, Viridiplantae, Streptophyta, Magnoliopsida, Brassicales, Brassicaceae.
AUGGCUAAAACCUCUCUUCCUCUCGCCGCCUCCUUCUUUCUCCUCCUCAUCUCCUCCGCCGCUGCCGCAGACACCGGCCGUCUCUUCCUCACCGUCGUCAACCACUGUCCCUUCACCGUCUGGCCAGCCAUUCAGCCCAACGCAGGCCAUCCCGUCCUCGAGAAAGGUGGCUUCGCUCUCCCAACCAACACCCACCGCUCCUUCUCCGUACCAACCACCCACUGGUCCGGACGCAUCUGGGGUCGAACCGGCUGCUCCGGCCACAACGGAUACCUCUCCUGCGUCACCGGAGACUGUGGCCACCGCCUCGAAUGCAACGGACUCGGCGGCCAAACUCCAGCUUCCUUAGCUCAAUUCGACCUCCACCACGGAGGACACAGAGACUUAUCAUCUUACGGCGUCUCUCUCGUCGACGGCUAUAACGUUCCGAUGACUGUGACUCCUCAUGAAGGCCAAGGUGUAUGUCCCGUCGUUGGCUGCCGUGAAGACCUCCUGAAAACGUGUCCACCUCAUCUUCAGCUCAGGGACAGAUACGGUGGACACGUGGUGGCUUGUAAGAGUGGGUGUGAGGCGUUCCGUACGGAUGAGUUGUGUUGUCGGAAUCAUUACAAUAGUCCUCAGACGUGUCGUGCUUCGACCCACUCUCUGUUCUUUAAGCACGCGUGUCCGUCAACUAUUACAUUUGCUCAUGAUAGUCCUUCGCUUAUGCAUGACUGUUCUUCUCCUAGAGAGCUCAAAGUUAUCUUCUGCCACUAA